This is a messenger RNA of Haemonchus placei, 1788 nucleotides long. Lineage: Eukaryota; Metazoa; Nematoda; Chromadorea; Rhabditida; Trichostrongylidae. The record is from the annotation of a GenBank genome assembly.
AUGCUAAGCCGGCUAUCACGACAUGCUUUGCGGCGAUCGCUGGCGACUUCGGAAUCUCUCAUGAAAGACCUCCGAAUUGUUACGCGUGUGCCGCUGUGCACUCCGUUGGAAGGAGAAUUCGCUGCAAAAUCGCAAACCCGAAUGGAUUAUGUGCCUUUCGAUUCAAAAAUGACAACAUUGAAAUCGAAAAUACGUGUUGCGUCAGAGCCUCACUACGGAGACUACUGUACUGUUGGUGUGGCGAUUGAAAGUGGAUGUCGUUUUGAGUCCGGAUAUCCGCUCGGUAUAUCGCAUCUUUCAACAUCACGGCAUUCAUCACGAGAUGAGAUAUACGCGGUUCUACAGCAAAAUGGAGGUCUAAUUGAUUGCCAAAGCACUAGGGACACAUUCAUAUAUGCAGCAAGUUGCCAUGUGACGGGUCUUGAAGCGGUUAUGGAAAUUAUCGCCAACGCUAUAUGGAGAGCUCAGAAUACACCUGAAGAACUGGAAGAGGCGAAACUGAUAGUGCAAUACGAAAUUGAUGACAUGCCUAAGAAAAUCGAAAGUACGGAACCGUUGCUCACUGACUGGCUACAUAUGGCCGCUUUUCGGGACAACACGCUAGGUUUUUCAAAAUUCACCACAGAAGAAGGGCUGCGCAAAAUCACUAGGGAACAUAUAAACUCGUACAUAAGCCAAUAUCACGCUCCUGAGCGUAUCGUUGUUGCAGGAGUUGGUGUUAGUCACGAGGAGUUAGUCGCGGCUGUUCAGCGACACUUCGAACCAGGGACUGCCAUGUGGGACAAAAAUCCUGAUCUCCUUCUACCGAAUCUACCUCAAAUUGAUCGUUCUGUCGCUCAGUACACUGGUGGCGAGAUGAGAAUACAAAAGGACUUGUCAACGUUGGCUAUUGGUACUCCGUACCCGAAUCUUGCUCAUGUGGCCCUUGGAUUUGAGGGCGUUAGUUACAAAGAUCCAGAUUUCGUUGCUUUCUGUGUGCUUCAUAUGCUUCUCGGAGGAGGAGGUUCAUUCUCUGCCGGUGGCCCUGGAAAAGGGAUGUAUACGCGAUUGUACACUGACAUACAAAAGGACUUGUCAACGUUGGCUAUUGGUACUCCGUACCCGAAUCUUGCUCAUGUGGCACUUGGUUUUGAGGGCGUUAGUUACAAAGAUCCAGAUUUUGUUGCUUUCUGUGUACUUCAUAUGCUUCUCGGUGGAGGAGGUUCAUUCUCUGCUGGUGGCCCUGGAAAAGGGAUGUAUACGCGAUUGUACACUGACGUCAUGAACAGGUGUCACUGGAUUUAUGGUGCAACAGCGUACAAUCAUUCAUAUGCUGAUGCUGGAUUGUUUUGUGUACAUGCCAGUAGUGAUCCAGAGCAGAUUAACGACGUCCUUGUUAUUAUCCUUGACCAAUUCUUUAAACUGCUUAAAGGAGUCGAAAAAGAAGAACUGGAAAGGGCGAAAAUUCAGCUCAAAUCUCAGUUGAUGAUGAAUCUCGAGGUACGGCCGGUGAUGUUUGAAGAUUUAUCCCGUCAAGUGAUAGGACAUGGCUAUCGGCGGAAACCUCAGGAGUACCUAGAGAAAAUAGGUGAACUCUUGUUUACUUUAUUUACAUUUUACUCGGGAAAGGUUAAAAGUGUGACGGCGGAAGAGAUUGUACGAAUUGCGGAACGUAUGCUAGCUGGACGGCCAUCGUUGGUCGGAUAUGGAGAUAUCGGUAAAUUGGCGAGUUACGAAGCGCUUGAUGAGGCUGUUGCACGUCGAAAUCUCCAAAGUCUUAUCUCACGAAAGAAGGCGUUUGGUUGGUGA